AUGGUUCUUAUAGCACCUUGUGGUGAAAAGUCAAAGCAAAAAAAAAUUGCAACAACGACGCUAACGACAUUGUGCCGGCUUGUCAGCUGUAAAAAAGGCGGCAAGAUCUCGACCGCACGUACGAUCAGUGACGAUCUGAAGGAGGCAGCCCAGACCCGAACAGUGGUCCGGGGCCCAAUUAUCAUCGACGCUCGAACCCUCAACGCUCAUCCCACGCUCUUAUCGCAUCCACCGGAUCACCAUCACCAUCAUCGUUACCAAGAGAGCACUGUGAGCAGUAACAAUACUAACGUUACCGGCUGGACGCAACAACACCAACAAGCUUCGUGGUGUAGCUUGUGUCAUCGCAGCAAAAACGAAGUCGUUGGAGUGGCUGGUGCACCACUACCGGCACAACCACCGGCAGUACCAACACUAAGUGCUAGCGGUUCGAUUCAACAGGGCCCCGGAGCUACUUCCACAGUCGUUGGCUGUUUGCUCGGGGUUUAUCCGGGCUCCAGUUGUUCCACGGGGCCUAGGGCCCCUAAAUUAGCUCCCAGUGCGCCGCUCAUACACGGCGUACAUCACCAUCAUCAUCAUCAACCGCCACCACCACCACCAGCUCAACUAAGUAGCGUACCAGUAAAUAGCGGUUGUCGUGCCUGUUGCUGCCAUCACCAGCAGCAGCAUCAGCAGCCGGCUACCGCGGUUCAACUUACCAGCCAACGGGGCGGCAUUUCACUACGGGUUGCGAGGGUGGCGUCCACCACCUCCGUCCGAGCCGCCCCCUACGCCCACUCCCAGCAUCAAGGACUGGGAACGGAGUGCAGGUGUAGGGAGGAGACGGGCGCAGUGGGUGGAGGUGGUGCGCACAUCCUCGGCGGCCCGAUGCUGUUUGUUCCGUUCACGGUGCCCUCGUUCCCCGCAACGCACCAGCAACAAACAAGCCACCCGGCGCAAGCUCACCAGAGCCACCAUCAGCAACUGCAGCCGCCACCAGCCGGCGCUCAAACGCAAAUCGUGCAGCAACAACCACCACCACCUCCUCAGCUCACUCAGUUGAAUCACCUGAAUCAUCAGGGCAUCGUGCAGCCACCGACCUCCAAUCAACCUACCAUUCAUAGUAGCAGCUGUUCGCCGCAGCAGCAGGCUACAACACCAAAUAAGUUACCAGGUCAGUCGCCGGAUGAUGGAAUGAUUAAUAAUUUGACGUUAAAGCUGGCGAUCGACACUGUCAUGUUAACGGCAUUGACGACGAUGUGGAGUCGAUUUUUGUAUUCAACAUCAAUGAAGCUACAAUGA
This is a messenger RNA of Phymastichus coffea, 1281 nucleotides long. RefSeq lists its product as uncharacterized. The coding region runs from base 1 to 1281 and encodes 426 amino acids. NCBI's taxonomy places the organism in Eukaryota, Metazoa, Arthropoda, Insecta, Hymenoptera, Eulophidae. The record is from RefSeq and is a predicted model, not a curated record. The transcript is spliced from 4 exons.